Canariomyces notabilis is the source of this 1500-nucleotide messenger RNA. RefSeq names its product putative efflux pump antibiotic resistance protein. Lineage: Eukaryota; Fungi; Ascomycota; Sordariomycetes; Sordariales; Chaetomiaceae. The coding region runs from base 1 to 1500 and encodes 499 amino acids. Gene Ontology annotation, biological process: transmembrane transport. Gene Ontology annotation, molecular function: transmembrane transporter activity. The record is from RefSeq and is a predicted model, not a curated record. The transcript has 2 exons. Gene Ontology annotation, cellular component: plasma membrane.
AUGAUACUGGCCAUCCUCUCGUCGACGUUUCUUUACGCUCUCGACAACGUAAUUCUAGCCAACGUACGGCCGAGCAUCACUGACACGUUUGGCCGCCGCAUGGAUAUGCUCCCUUGGCUCUCGGUGUCGUACGCCAUGGGAGAAGUAGGCGCCAACCCUUUAUGGGGAAAGCUGAAUGAUCAAUUCAACAACAAGUUUCUCUAUCUAGCCGCCGUUCUGAUCUUCGAGGUCGGGUCCGCCGUGAUCGGCUCGGCGCAGUCGAUCGAGGCCGUGGUCGCUGGCCGGGCCAUCGCCGGGUUCGGCGGAAGCGGCAUCUACGUCGGCACCAUCAACAUUAUAUCCGCCAUCACGCUCCCCGCCGAGCGGACGCAGUACCUGAACUUUGUCGGCAUGUCGUGGAGCCUGGGAACCAUCCUCGGCCCCGUCAUCGGCGGCGCCUUCGCCGACUCGGCCGCCACGUGGAGAUGGGCCUUCUACAUCAACAUCUGCAUCGCGGCCUUGGCAGCCCCGGCAUGCAUUUUGCUCGUGCCGCCCGUGGUCCCGUCGACCUCGCUCUCGGUGGUCUCCCGCAUCAAGAGGAUCGACUAUCUCGGCGCGGUGCUGUUUCUAGGCGGUGUCAUCACAACGACCAUGAUCAUGGCCUUUGGAGGUGCCGUGUACAGCUGGAACAGCGGCGCCAUGCUCGGCCUGUAUGUCGCCAUGCCCGUCAUCUGGGCCAUAUUCUGCGUCCAGCAGCGCUUCCACCUCUUCACCACCAACCGCAUCUUUCCCGCCCAGCUCGUCGGCGACUGGGAGAUGGCCAUCAUGUUCGCCUGGACGGCGCUCGCCAUCGCCAACGUCGUCGUGACCAUCUACUCGCUGCCACUUUUUUUCCAGUUCCGAUUUGCCGACUCCUCUCUGGGCGCCGCCGCUUACACCCUCCCCUUCAUCGGUUCCGCGGUCGCGAGCGCCGGCGCCGGCGGUCCGCUGCUCGCCAAGUACCCCGUCUACUGGGUCUGGUUCGCAGGGGCCAGCGCGCUCAUGCUCGUCAGCAACGGCCUCCUGUCAACCAUCAACUACGACACGGGCCGCGGGGCCGUCUGCGGCUUCACCGUCAUACAGGGCUUUGCGUGCGGCCCCGUGCUGCAGCUGGGCUACACGGUUGCGCAGACCAAGGUCCCGCGCCGGGCCGUGCCUGAUGUCAGUGCCUUCCUGACAUGCGCACAGAUGUCUGGCCUCGCCUUGUCUCUGGGGAUCGCCACCUCGGUCUUUCUAAAUGGUGCCACCGAUGACAUUGCCGCCCUGCUUCCUGGCGUGCCGCGUGAUGUGAUCCAGUGGACCAUCGACGGUGCUAAGACGACGAUUUUCCAGGACCUUAGCCCUGAAACCCAGGCACGCGUUCUCGAGGCCGUUGCGCGCAACGUCGGCAAGGUGUUUUAUCUCAACGUUGCUGGCGGGGCACUGGGAUUCGUCAUGUCCCUCCUGAUGAAGCGUCAAAGGCUGAAUUUGGAUCCGCAGUAA